This is a messenger RNA of Haliotis rubra (blacklip abalone), 3159 nucleotides long. Its product is annotated as atrial natriuretic peptide receptor 1-like. Bases 1 to 3159 code for a protein of 1052 amino acids. The record is from RefSeq and is a predicted model, not a curated record. The transcript is spliced from 24 exons. Gene Ontology annotation, cellular component: membrane. Gene Ontology annotation, biological process: cGMP biosynthetic process; receptor guanylyl cyclase signaling pathway; protein phosphorylation. Gene Ontology annotation, molecular function: peptide receptor activity; ATP binding; protein kinase activity. Lineage: Eukaryota; Metazoa; Mollusca; Gastropoda; Lepetellida; Haliotidae.
AUGUACGCCGGUCACAUCGAGUUUGAGUUUGAGUACAGAGGCAUUGAGUGUAAUGCUGCCAAGAUAGGUUCCACCGCAGCGGACGUCUAUCAUAAAAGUGGCGUCAGCGUUUUUAUUGGGCCAGCAUGUCCGGUGUCAGUACAGACUCUAAGCUAUAUGGCCAAGGAAUGGAACAUCCCCGUGAUAACACCAGCUGGCUACAAAGGGACACUGAAAAACAAGACCCUCUUCCCCACCCUGACCCGACUAUCUCCUUUUGGGCAAGAACAGUUUGCGGAAUUCACCGUGCAGCUGCUUGACUCCUACGGCUGGAGUCACAUCGCCAUCAUCUACGACGACAGUGAACCUACGGCAAUGUCAAGCCUGAUGGGGGAUACUUAUGUCGAUUUCUUCAUGGAUACGGACUACGAGUGGACGCACUUCCCGAUGACAGCUGGCGAGAUGAACAACGAGGGAUACGAGAAUGUCCUCAAAGAGGCUGGCGAGAAUGCGAGAAUAUUCAUCAUCCAUGCCACCCUGGAGGAUGUGCGGGACGUGUUGCUGGUGGCGCACCAGCUGGGCUAUACGGACGGGGAGUACGCCUUCAUCAUCACCAUAUCCCUCAGGAAAACCAUCACUGAGGCGGUGUGGAAGAGGGGAGAUGGCAAGGACCAGGUGGCCCUGGAGGCAUUUCAGAGCGCCUUCUUCCUUUCUUUGUUGGACUCCGAAAAAUCCGAGUUCCAGAUUUUCACGGAAGCAGUGAGGAAGAUGGCAAUGAACAGACACAGUAUUGACAUACGCGAAGAUGAACAAAUCAGUGACAUAACGGGGUACUACAACGCCUUCAGCAUCUACGCUGUGGUCCUCAACGAGACUCUGACGGAUGGCGACGACCCCUACGACGGACGCCAGAUGACCAGAAGGAUGAGGAACAGGACGUUUAAAGGGAGCAACUGGGUUUUAUUUCGUGUAGUAGAACCUGAAGCACUGACUUGCAGUGACUGCUAUCCGCCAGUGACCCACACUGCCGGACAAAAUGAACAAAUCAGUGACAUAACGGGGUACUACAACGCCUUCAGCAUCUACGCUGUGGUCCUCAACGAGACUCUGACGGAUGGCGACGACCCCUACGACGGACGCCAGAUGACCAGAAGGAUGAGGAACAGGACGUUUAAAGGAAUCGCCGGUCCCAUCACUCUGAAUGAAAAUAACGGUAGAGAUUCUAAUCUUGCACUGCAUGACAUCUCGAAUACAGGAGAGAUUGUGGUGGUCGGAGUGUACAUGGGUAAAGAAAGGAUCUACAAGCAGCUGGAGAACCGGGAAAUAAUAUGGCCCAAGAACAGCAGUCCUCCUCUGGACGUACCAGUGUGCGGCUUUAAAGGAUACAGAUGCGAAUACAAGACAACCGACUUCAAAUUGAUCGGUGGACUGGCCGGCGGAGUAGUCUCUUUAAUUUUGAUAGGCUGCAUCUUGUUUGUGCUCCUUUUCAGCAUGUGGAAGCGGGCUAGCGGCAUAGAAAGGUGGUGGUGGAUGGUCGACCACAAGGAGUUAGUUACUGCCUCCAAAAACGACAGACUGUCAGCUCAGUCCAUCACGUCUAAGUUCAGCUCCAUUACACCCAAGAGCGACGUCCUGCCCGACUACAAAACCAAUCUGGCCAUAUACAAGGGUGUGCCGGUUCGCAUGAAGAUGCUGAUAAUGAAAAAUAUCAGUUAUGAUAAACAACUGCUGGAUGAGUUUGAGCACAUACGGAAUCUCAGUCACCCCAAUUUGGUGCGAGUGAUUGGUGCUUGUGUCCAAGGUGAUGAGAAAUAUGUCCUGACAGACUACUGCUCCAAAGGCACCUUGCAGGACAUGAUUGGCAACACGGAAGUCAAGAUGGACGACGAACUGAAAUUCGCUCUAUGCAUUGAUAUUAUGAAGGGCUUGUGUUUCAUCCACGAUAGUUUGCUGCAUCACCACGGAAGGCUGACCAGUGGCGUUUGUCUGGUGGACAACAGGUUCAGGGUCAAACUGGCAGAUUUUGGUCCCACUUCUGUUUUCUCAAAAAUCAUGAUCAGCGAUGACUCCCAGGAGUUCAAGCAAGAAUGUCUGUGGAGGGCCCCGGAACUACUUCGGUCUGGCGACCUCAUCGGCAGCAAGGAGGGCGACGUCUACAGUUUUGGAAUCAUUCUACAGGAGGUGUUCACCACCGAGUCACCUUUCGGGAUUGAAACUGUCACAAUGGGCGUGGAGUAUGUUAUCGAGAAUAUCAUGGAUACCGACGGAGAGCCGUUUCGUCCCGAGUUCAAUCUCCCCGAGCGGAUGAAGCCAAUAAAGGAGCUGGCCGUACGAUGCUGGUCGGAGUUGCCUCAUCACCGCCCUCUGAUGGCCAACGUGAAGAGAGACAUCAACGAGUUGGCAAUUCAGGUGGGCGCCAGCGAGAGUCUGAUGGACAGUCUCCUCCGUCGGAUGGAGCAGUAUGCCAACAACCUGGAGAAGCUGGUGGAUGAGAAGACCGUCGAGUUAAAGGAAGAGAAGAAGAAGACGGAGGAUUUGCUGGAUCAAAUAUUACCCAGACCAGUGGCCAACCAGCUAAAACUGGGUCAAAGAGUAAAACCAGAUGCGUUUGAAUCUGUUACUGUCUGCUUCACCGAUAUCUGCGGCUUCACGGUGCUGUCCUCCAAGUCCUCCCCGAUGCAGGUGGUCGACCUCCUGAACGACUUAUACUCCUGCUUCGACGACAUCAUUGAAAACUACGACGUCUACAAGGUGGAGACAAUCGGAGAUUCAUACAUGGUCGUGUCUGGUCUUCCGGUGAGGAGUGAAAACAGACACGCUGCAGAGAUAUCUCGGAUGUCGCUCAACUUGCUCCAGGAAAUUGACAAUGUUAAAAUCCACCAUCUCCCCGACGAGAGUCUCAAACUCAGGAUAGGAUUGCAUUCAGGUCCUGUCUGUGCCGGUGUAGUGGGAAUCAAGAUGCCCCGGUACUGCCUCUUUGGUGAUACAGUAAAUACUGCCUCCCGGAUGGAAUCUCAUGGGGAAGAAUGUAAGAUUCACAUCAGUGCUGAAACUAAGCUCAUAUUGGACAAACAUGGAUCGUUCAAAGUAACAUUGCGUGGAAACAUUAACAUAAAGGGCAAGGGGAAGAUGGACACGUACUGGUUGCUUGGCGAGGACAAACAAGAGGAGCUAUAUUAA